Messenger RNA from Kluyveromyces lactis, 2127 nucleotides. It is a transcript of the gene CDC5, whose product is annotated as polo kinase CDC5. The transcript has a single exon. Lineage: Eukaryota; Fungi; Ascomycota; Saccharomycetes; Saccharomycetales; Saccharomycetaceae. Gene Ontology annotation, molecular function: protein binding; protein kinase activity; ATP binding. Gene Ontology annotation, cellular component: cytoplasm; spindle pole; spindle pole body. The record is from RefSeq and is a predicted model, not a curated record. The coding region runs from base 1 to 2127 and encodes 708 amino acids. Gene Ontology annotation, biological process: regulation of protein localization to mitotic spindle pole body; mitotic cell cycle; protein phosphorylation.
AUGUCUGCACCACCACUUCAAAUCAUCAACGAUAAACAGCUAAAUGCUCGAUCGAAUAAUAUUCAUACACCGAUCAAGGCUAAAAGGGUUGUUACUGAGCUGCAUCAUAUAGAUAGACUUACUACGAAUGGUAAACCCACCAAUAAUAAUAAUAACAAUAAUAAUAAUAAUAUCAAUCGUCAGCAGCCGCCUCAGAAAAAGAAGAAGGAAAAACUCUCUUCUUUAUGCAAAACACCUCCAUCGUUGAUCAAGACUAGAGGACGGGACUACCACAGAGGACAUUUCUUAGGUGAGGGAGGAUUUGCUCGUUGUUUCCAAAUGAAGGAUGACAAGGGAAAAGUAUUUGCUGCGAAGACAGUUGCUAAACUGUCUAUCAAAUCUGAAAAGACAAGAAGGAAAUUACUAUCAGAAAUUCAGAUCCACAAAUCUAUGAAACAUCCCAAUAUCGUUCAAUUUACAGACUGUUUCGAAGAUGAUACUAACGUUUAUAUCUUAUUAGAGAUCUGUCCAAACGGAUCUGUUAUGGAAUUAUUAAGACAAAGAAAACAUUUGACGGAACCUGAAGUAAGAUUCUGUAUGAUCCAAAUCAUUGGUGCCAUAAGAUAUAUGCACAGUAGAAGAGUUAUUCAUAGAGACUUGAAACUUGGAAAUAUUUUCUUCGAUAAAGAGUACAACUUAAAAAUCGGUGAUUUCGGUCUUGCUGCUGUCUUGGCAAAUGAUAAAGAGCGUAAAUAUACCAUUUGUGGUACACCUAACUAUAUUGCUCCAGAAGUGCUCACCGGAAAGCACACUGGUCACUCAUAUGAGGUUGAUAUUUGGUCAAUUGGUGUGAUGCUCUAUGCAUUGCUAUUCGGUAAACCACCAUUCCAGGCAAAAGAAGUUGAAACAAUCUAUGAAAGAAUUAAGUGUAGAGAUUUCAUUUUCCCAGCUGACAAACCGGUAUCCUCAGAUGCUAAAAACUUGAUUUCACAUCUCUUACAGUUAAAUCCAGCCGCCAGACCAUCGUUAUAUGAAAUAACUGAUAACGUAUGGUUCAGAAAUACUUUCCCUUCAAGAUUACCGUCUACAAUAACCAAGGAGAUUCCAAAUUUCGAUCACCUCAGUUUCAGCGAGUCAUUGAUUAACUUGAAACAAUGUAUGCUAAACUCAGGGUUACUUAAGAGCUCACAAACUCAUUCUUAUGAUGGUAGUAAGAAUCCAAUUGAGUUAGUGAGAACAGAAAUAGAAGAAGAAAGAAACAGAGCUGUUUUACCACAAUCCUUGUCACCAGGCGGAACCAAAAAUAAAUAUAAAGAAGUUAUCGAUCUUGAUGGCCACAGAAAAUUUAACGAGAUGGCAUAUCAAAAUCGACUGAAAAAAGCCGGAGAGAAUCUAUUCUUCAAGCCUGAGUUGGUGGCAACUUCAACUAACAUGAUUAAAUCCGAAAUGUCGCUGAAAAUACUUGCAAGUGAAUGCCACAUGACACUACGAGGGAUCAAGAGUGCCGAAAUAGAUAAGAGGCAAUCAAACUAUCCUUCUCCAGACUCCACCGUACAAGACCCAAUCGUGGUCACAAAAUGGGUAGACUAUUCGAACAAACAUGGAUUUGCAUACCAGUUAUCAACUGACGAUAUCGGGGUGUUAUUCAACAACGGAACCACAGUAUUAAAGCUAGCAGAUGCGGAAGAAUUCUGGUAUAUUAACUAUGAUACUAAGGAAGGAUGGGUUGCAAGCCAUUAUAAAUUAGAAUCUAAACCUAUUGAAUUAACAAGACACCUUGAAGUGGUCGAUUUUUUCUCAAAUUACAUGAACUCCAAUUUGAGUAGAAUUUCUACGCUGGUCCGUGAAACUUAUCAUAAAGAUGAUGUGUUCUUGAGAAGAUACACCCGUUAUAAACAGUUUGUUAUGUUUGAGUUGAGUGAUGGUACUUUCCAAUUCAACUUCAAGGAUCACAAUAAAUUUGCAUUGUCACAUGGAGGUAAAUUCUUAACAUUUAUUUCAUCUGAUCGUAAAACGAUAACGUUACUGCUUUCGAGUGUUCUAAUAGAUGGAUGUGUACCAGGAUUCCCUUCUAUUGAUAUAUUCGAGAAACUAGAACUAAUGAAGGAGGGCUUGAGAGAUAAAGCAAGUGUUCUAACAAUACAUUAG